CCUCUAGCGGAUUGUCAUGAAAGCUGGCUGAUAUAAAUUUGUUUAUUGUUCAAAAUGGCCGCGGGAAAAACGAACUUCCCAGAUAAGAACUCGGGUGAUAAAUUGGACGUGAACACCUCAUUUAAUCAACGUAAUCAUGAAAAAGAGAAAACAGCUUGUGAAAAUGAUAAGAAUAGAAGAAUAUAUUCGAGUUUUACUCUGUUUGAUGCCGCUUUUGUAUUAUUUUCUAUGGGAACUUUUCUCGUUGACAUGGCCACAGAUUUGUGGGUUGGGUUUCAUUAUUUCAGCAGCAAUGAACCUAUCUGGGGAUCCUUGACGCUAGCUUUUGUAGUUGUACCGUGUAUAGUAAUGCAGGUGUUCAGUAUACGGUGGCACAUAGUAGAUGACAAUAUGAAAGGCUGUUUCUACUGGACUAUACACUUUCUACUUAUGGGCCCAAUUCACAGAUAUGUCAUGGUGCUCAAGGCAGGUUGGAGGGCAAGGAUGACCCAUGAACCUGAAGACUUUGACAUAUAUUAUCACAGACAGAAUGAUGUAUGCAUGUUACGGCUGUUUGAGUCUUUUAUUGAGUCUGCACCCCAACUUUUACUCCAGUUAUACAUCAUGGUAUAUACUGAUCAUACAAAUUGGCUAACAGGUUGUUCUGCCUCAAUAUCUCUUAUAUCAUUGGCGUGGGCCAUAGCAGCCUAUACUAAAGCCAUGCGCCAGGCUCACCAGGAUAAUUACAGAGUCUUCUGGCCAGGCAUGAUCUUACAGACUAUAUGGAGAAUUGGCAUGGUGUCAGCCAGAGUCAUUGCUCUGGUCAUGUUUGCUUCUGUCUAUCAGGCUUGGUUGAUCCUGGUGUUAGGUGUCCACUGGCUGACGAUGACAAUCUGGAUCAUUCUCCAAAAAACAGACUUUUGCCAAAGUUGGUGGGAAGAGAAAUUGUUCAACUGUAUCUGUGGCAUGAUAUACUGCUUCUGCUUCUUUAACCUCAAGGAAGGUCAGAGCAGGUGGAGAAUGCUGGGUUUUUACACUGUCAUGCUACUGGAAAACUGUGCUUUACUGGCAGCUUGGUACUUGUUCAGAAUCAGAGAAAGGUGGUAUGAUCAGUUUCUACUUGGUGCGGUACCUGUGGCCUUCACUGUAGGUCUAAUGUGUAUGCUAAUGUACUACAGAUUGUGUCAUCCCUCUGGGCCUAUAGACCCAUGUGCUGCUGAUACUUCUGCAGAUAUAGAAUCUACAGACUGUGAUGAUUAUAACAAGCCAUCUGGAGACCCAGCAUCUGGUAUCAUUAGAAGGAUGACACUGAAAACCACUAGACCUACAUGUGCCAAGAUAGAGAAAAGACAGUCAGCAAAUAGUUCUUUUAGUGACUACUCACCACUUAAGGAUUCUUUAGAAAAUGACCAAAUAGGCAUUGGGCAAAGUAAUCAUUCUGAAAACUGCAGUGAGAGAGACAAUGGGUCGGACAAAGACAGAGAUGCUUCAGAAAAACACUUUAUUAGAGGAACCAAACUUGGUUUUGGACUCCAUGGUUGCUUUAGACCCCAAGAUACUGUAUUAAGUCUAGUAACAGAUGAAAGCUUUCAGGGAAAUGGUUCGAAUUGCAGUCUGAAAGAAGACAAUAAAAAUCGCUUAUCACAAAAUUGUAUGGCUGGUUUACUGCAGGAAAAGAGUUGUGGUCAACCUCCAGAUAUUGGUUCUGGUCCCUGUAUUGACCUGGAUGGGCAUGAAGGCAUGAAAAUGACAGAAGACAAGUCGCCUGAGGUUCAGAUGUUUAGUAAUCAGGUAAAUAAAAUUGAAUCACAGUUGAAAGUUAGUUCGGAAAGUGAUGGUUGUAUCACAUUGAGAAAAGUGGAAAUAUCAAAUCCUGAGAGUAAAUUUGCCCAUGAUAAAAACACAAGUACACUUCCACACCAAAUGGCUGAAAAGUGCACAGUAGUAAAUUUGAGCAAUAAUAUUUGUAAUGAGAGGCAGGUUACUGAAUCUCUCCCACCUAAUGAGGGUCGUGAGGUAGGGGUGAAGACUGAUGUAGGAGAAAAGUUAAUGUUCCAAAUGCCUGAGCCAUUGCCUCCCUUCAGUGGGCCUGGACCAGUCCCCAGUUCAAAAUAUCAAACCUUUUCAGAUAAGCUUCAGUGUCAAGGAAAACCCAAAGAGCUUGGAUAUGACAGUUUUUACUCAAAGAGUCUUGAUACAGAAAAUUUUCCACAGGUAGCACAAUUAAAUGAGGUCGAAUCUUGCCCAAAAUUGGAAAUAGCUUUGACAGAAUCUAGCAAGCAAGCCCUUCCUAUUGAAUUGGAAUUGUGUGUGACCUCUGAAAACAUGCUUCCCAAUGGGUCUGAAAUACAUUCCAAAACAGAGAGUAACGCCCCUGUGGGUGAAAAGGCUACCAAUGUUAGAUUAAUGUCUGGUAAGCGGAAAUCGUCUCUCUAUAGCAUAGUGUGCACACCUCCAACUUCUUCAGGGUUGUGCAAGAAUGCAUCAGGGAAACCAACAGAAGUUGUUCCUAAACUGAUAAUUAAAGAAGGAGCAUCUUGCAAUACUGUUGAACCUCAUGCAAAAAGUUUUCCAUCUCGGGUUCCAAGAAAUUUUCACUGCUCCUCUGAAAAUCUUUCAUGUGAUGACAGAAAAUUAAGCAGAGCCAACAAUAUGGCAUCCUUGACAAAAAGAUUUUAUUCUAAUGAAAGACUAGAUGCCCCAGGGCAUGAAAAUCAGUUACAGAAUGUAGUUGGAAGUAGGUGCAACUCCCCUGCAGCUUCACAAUUACAAAAGUCAAGGCAAUCAAGUGCUGUGCAAUCACUACUCUUUAAGAAUCUAGAGAUCGGUGCAGGCAAAAAGGUCAGUGGAGAAAAUGAUACUCAGCUAAAAUUGAGUUCCAAUAAUGACAUUGUUGGUGAGAAGAUAAAUGACUCUCUCAGUGUAGGUGAAGGUAAAGAAAAUGUCAAACCCUCAUCAAGUGCACUGGUGGCAGGAGGUAUGAUAAAAAAAGGUGUGGCAUUUGCUGGGGAGGAGAUCUCCAGGAGGAGGAGAACACCUUUAAAAGAUGACACUAAGUUUAGAAAAACCAGACAAGCACACCAGUCUCUUGUGGCCAUAAAACCUGAAACAGUUGCAAAGGCACUGUCUAUGUUUGGGGACAAGUAGGAGAGAAAAAAUGAUUCAUUAGUGGUAGGGCUUGGUGGAAUGCUCGAAAGAAGUUCAUUUUGUACUGUGUCUUUAAAUGUAAUUUUUUUUAAGUUUUGCAACUUGUCAAACAUUGAAGGGGCUCCUUGUAAAUUUUCUUUUUUGUAUUUCAAACAUUCCUGCCUCCUUCCUGACAAAGUUUGGAAUCUUUAAAUGCAAUUGUUGACAGAUAAACCAUACAUUGCAGAGUAAGUCAAUUGUACAUCCUUAGCCUAUAUCCAAUUCUUAGGAAAAGAUCAGUAUGUCUUACUUUCAGAUAUCAUUUAAUUUUAUCUUGACUGCCAUAGGCCGCAUUCAGAACAGAUGAUCCAUGGAUCAGUUAAUAUAGCCUGCCACACUUAAAAGCAACACAGCCUAAUCCCCUAAUGGUCUCCCCACCUCCUCCUCAUGGUUUUAAUCUAGGCUUCAAGGUUCAAUUGCUAGACCCCUACCUGGAGUUGGGGAGACCAUCAGGGAAUUAGGGAGCCUUGCUUUUUCAAGUGAGUCCACCAUAUUUGACCUGCGGAUCAGUUAUUUCGAGAAUCAAACUGUUCUGAAUGAUGCCAUAGUGCACUUUUCCUAGUGAAAGAAGGCAGAAUCACAUUAAUUUCCUGAUCAAACAAAUUUGUCUUCAGCUAUGAUAUCUUUGUGAAAAAAAUCUACUAUUAGUUCUUACUUACCACAUUAAAAUAGUACUGUAUACUUCUAAUGACAAAUUAUAUUACAAAAAUGUUAUUGCCAGAUUCACAAGAAGAGAUCAGUCAUAUUCAACAUCCAUGUAUUCCAUGGAUUUACAUUUAAUGAAAUAAUCCUCCCAUUAAUAAGUCUUCUUUAAUAAUUCUAAAAUGUAAAUGGUAUUCCUUGUGCAAAACUGGGUAAAUUUUUAUCAUGCAAGACAAUAUUUCCCUGUUUUUAUGGAGAAGUAUCAUUUUAUUCCUACUGAAACUGUAUACAGUUUUCAAAUAUUUUUGUACAUUGUGUUGUGAGUUUUAUUAUUAUUAUUGCACUCCAUGAACUGUGUGCCAUGAGAACUCUCCUGCUCAAAAUUAUAUAAAUCAUGUGUCAUUUUACGCUUGGGUAUCAUGCAAAAGCUAAAAUUGUAAAGAAUACAUAUUCAUGUACCAAAUACCUAUUCUCUGUAAUUGAAAAUUAAUUGAUGUUAGUCAUAUAAUGUUUUAAUUUGAUUUAGAGCUUAUUUCAUUUAUAUAAAGUUAAUUGCCAUGAACAAAACAGUCUUGUUAAUUGAUACCUGUCAAUUGAAUUUUUUUUGUAAUUUGCUUCUGUUACUCUUAACAACAAAUUUCAGAAUUGUUCUGAAGUAUUUUCUACAAAUUUUUGUCUUUAAUAUUAUUUGCCUUUAUCAUACUAGCACUUUAGUAAAUAACAACUUUUUUGCACAUAUUAGGUAAGAUAAUCAAUAAGCUGUAGAUGAACUGUAAGGAAAAGGUGCUUUGUUAUUAUUAUUUUGUAAACCAUUUUUCUAUAUAUACAUAUAUAUAUAUUUACCAUGUGUGUGGAUGUGUGUGUGGAUUUUUAUUAACAAUACAACAAUAAAUAUAUCAUUUAUAAAACC
Molecule: messenger RNA, 4717 nt
Organism: Lingula anatina
Lineage: Eukaryota; Metazoa; Brachiopoda; Lingulata; Lingulida; Lingulidae
Cellular component (GO): membrane
Source: RefSeq, a predicted model, not a curated record